ACGAGCCAUUUGAACGCUGUGUCUUUUCUUCAUUCGAGGAAACAGUCUUCCAGUAGCAAACAUGCUGUCCAUCGCUGCUUUCCUCGGCCUGAUCGCCGUCUCGUCGGCCGGCUACCUCGGUGGCGGCUACGGAGGCCUCGGCUACGGAGGUCUCGGCUACGGAGGUCUCGCCUACGGAGGCCUCGGCUACGGUGCUGGCUUGGGCUAUAGAGGUGGCGUUGUUGGCGUUGCUGCCGCUCCAGUCGCUGUCGCUGCCGCACCAGUCGCUGUUGCUGCCGCUCCCGUCGUUGCCGCCGCCGCCCCAUUGGUCCGCGCCGCCCCCGCGGUCCGUGCCGCUGCUCCCGUGGCCGUCGCCGCCCCCGUGGCCCUCGGCCCCAGCCCCGCCGCCAUCGCCGCUGGUGCCUUCGGUGCCACCGCCGUGACCGGUAACGUCGCCAAGGCCGUCACCAGCCUGGUGUCCACCGCCCACCACACCUCCCCAGGAGUCGCCAGCGUGGCCACCCAGGUUGCCGCUCCCAUCGUCGGCGCCAGCUACGGCGGAUACGGCGGAGUCGGCUACUACGGCGGUGGAUACGGCGGAUUCGCCGGCGGAUACGGCGGAUACGCUGGAGUCGGCUACGGACUCGGUCACGGUGGAUACGGCGUCGGCCACGUCGCUGCUGCUCCCGUUGUCGCCGUCGGAUAUGGCGGCUACGGCGGCUACGGCAAGCACUAGAUAGGUAAAGAAAACGACAUUGCAAAGCUUAUACAUACGCUGAAUGGGUGUUAGCGAUGGAAGACUGGCCAGAAGACACCGAUGGUCCAGUAGUGAAAGAAUAAAUUAUUCAACUUGUUCUGCCUGGUGCA
This is a messenger RNA of Rhipicephalus microplus (southern cattle tick), 846 nucleotides long. RefSeq lists its product as uncharacterized. Lineage: Eukaryota; Metazoa; Arthropoda; Arachnida; Ixodida; Ixodidae. The record is from RefSeq and is a predicted model, not a curated record.